Molecule: messenger RNA, 1743 nt
Organism: Aspergillus campestris IBT 28561
Lineage: Eukaryota; Fungi; Ascomycota; Eurotiomycetes; Eurotiales; Aspergillaceae
Exons: 1
Coding region: 1-1743 (580 amino acids)
Source: RefSeq, a predicted model, not a curated record
AUGAAGACCGCCGCUCUCAUUGCCGCUCUGACUGCCGCUGGCCUGGUCCCCGCGGCCCCGUUGUUGCAGAACCAGCCCUCCAACAAUAUGCCCACCAACGACAACGCCCAGAUGAACUCCCACUCGUCCAACAACAUUGCCCAGCCCGUGGCCAACUUCAACAACCAUCGCCGCGGUUAUGGCGUUCCUCAGGGACAGGGCCUGCCCAGCAACAACAUGCCCAGCAACAACAAUGCCCAGACGAACACCAACCAGGAGAACAACAUCGCCAUGCCGGUCGCCAACUUCAACAACCACAAGCGUGGCUACGGCGAAGGCUAUGGCCAGCCCACCAACAAUAUGCCCACCUCUGAUAACUCUCAGAUGAACAGCGCUUCGAGCAACAACAUUGCUCAGCCGGUGUUCAACGCGGACAACCACAAGCGCAGCUACGGUGUCCCGCAAGGCGAGGGCUACGGCCAGCCCACCAACAACAUGCCCACCUCUGACAACGCUCAGACCAACAGCAACUCGGCCAACAACAUUGCCAUGCCCGUCGCCAACUUCAACAACCACAAGCGCGGCUACGGUGCCCCUGAGGGCCAGGGCGGCAUCCUCAACAACUUGCCCACCAGCAACAAUGCCCAGACAAACUCCAACUCGGCCAACAACAUCGCUCAGCCGGUGUUCAACGCCAACAACCACAAGCGCGGCUACGGUUUCCCUCAGGGCCAGGACGGGCCUAUCAACAACUCGCCCACCUCGAACAACGCCCAGACCAACAGCAACUCGGCCAACAACAUCGCCAUGCCCGUUGCCAACCUCAACAACCACAAGCGCGGCUACGGUGCCCCCUACGGCCAGGGCUACGACCAGCCCACUAACAACAUGCCCACCUCCAACACCGCCCAGACGAACACCAACCAGGAGAACAACAUCGCCAUGCCCGUGGCCAAUGCCAACAACCACAAGCGCGGCUACGGUGUCCCCUACGGCCAGGGCUACGACCAGCCCACUAACAACAUGCCCACCUCCAACAACGCGCAGACCAACACCAACCAGGAGAACAACAUCGCCAUGCCGGUAGCCAACGCCAACAACCACAAGCGCGAUGCUCCCGCGUCCAACAACAUGCCCACCUCCGAUAACGCCCAGACCAACUCCCACUUGGCCAACAACAUCGCCCAACCCGUGGCCAGCUUCAACAACCAAAAGCGCAACGGUGGAUACCCCGCCCAGGGUCAGCCUCAGCAGCAGCCCCAGCAGCAGCAGCCCCAGCAGCCCCAGCAACAGCAGCCCCAGCAGCAGCAGCCCUACGGCUCCCCUGACUACGGCUACGGCGGCUACGGCUACCCCAGCCAGGGCUACCCCAGCCAGGGCCCGACCAACAACAUGCCCUCGUCCUCCAACAGCCAGUACACCAGCAGCUCGACCAACAACAUCGCCAUGCCCGUCGCCAACAUCAACAACCACAAGCGCAGCGAUGGUGCCCCCGUCAACAACUCCCCCGUCAACACCCACCAGUCGACCACCGUCAACGAGUCCAACAACGUCGCCGCCCCCGUCACCAACAUCACCAACGACGGCAAGGAGCACACUGUCGUUCGUCCCGUCGUCCCCGAGCAUGACCGCUCCGACUCCUCCUACCACUCCGAGAAGCACACCUACUACGAUGGCAAUGUGCGCGAGCCCCAGCACCAGGUCGCUGAGCCCAAGCACGAGAAGAUCGAGGCCGAGGCCGAGGCCAAGAUCGAGAAGAACUAA